Paramecium octaurelia is the source of this 1375-nucleotide messenger RNA. The record is from the annotation of a GenBank genome assembly. Lineage: Eukaryota; Ciliophora; Oligohymenophorea; Peniculida; Parameciidae.
AUGAGAUUAUUGUUAUCCUUAGUAUUAAUGUAUGAAGUAAUAAUAAUUUAGAGAAUUAUUUUGUGGAAAUAUCGUCAACACAACAGAGAAUGUAAGUGAAGAUAAUGAGGAAAUUGAUAUCGGCUUAUAAACAUAUUGCAAAAAAAUUCAUUGUAAUUCUUAUACAACUGUAUGAAUGUUGCUUCAAAUUUUAGUGUCAUUCUUGUGAGUUUAAGAACUGUUGUUAAUUUAAUUUAGAAAAAAAUCAGUGUUUCAGACUGUUAAAAGCACCAUUUAAUUACUCCGAACUAGUUGAUAGAAGCAAAGUAGAAGUAAAGAAUAUAUCCGAAUAUCCGGAUCCGUAAACGAAUGUUACCUUUCCAAAAUGUAAUAUUGUUAAGGAAGUUCCUCUAUAUAAUGCUACAAAUUAUUUAUAUAAGAAUCACGAUAUUUGUGGAAUACCAAAAUAUUGUCCAAAUUAAUCAUACUACGUUUCUGCUGAAUCUAGAAUUAUCUUCUAAAAUGUCAAGUCAUAGGUUGGUUAAGGAGAACUUUGUACAAUAUAUUUUUAAGGAAGAAUGGGCCCAGAAUUCUUGAUAUAAAUAGGAAUAGGAAAUUUAUCCUAAAUUGAGGUUAAAGCAGACCUAAGUAUUUGUUUAUCCGUUGGUCUGUUUGAUGACUUUCCUUGUAUAGAUUCUCUUUAAUAAAUGUAAAAUUAUGUUACAAUUUGAGCAAAUUAACCAAGAGUCUUUAUUAUAGGAUAAGAGCAAAUUAAUUUAGAAUUACUUUAUAAUUCACAGAGGAUGCAGAAAUAGAUUUCUCUUAGAUAUUCUAUUAAAUUAUCAGUAUUCAAAAAUUGUAAUUAAUUUUCAUUAUAAGAUAUAGAAGUUAAUAAAAUUAGCAAUAACUAUUUUAGUUUAUCAUCAUACUUCUGCUAACGAUACUUGGAAGCAUAGUUAUAAUGGCGUUGAUUAGAACUAUUUUAAUAAGGAUAUUUGGCAGGAGGUUUGUUGAAUGGUUAGAUCCCGAACCUAUUUUCCCUCAUAGAAGAAGGCAUUUCAAUGUCUUGUCAGAAUUUGAAAGAUUAAAGUCUUAGAAUCUCAUCCAUCAGAUCAAGUAAAAUGAAAUGAAAUUUGAAUAAGACAGAUGUGCUUAUUGUUUAGAAUCAUUUUAGACUGGAAUAAUUAUUGAAAUCUUUUGUGGACAUUGUUUCCACGAACAUUGUAUAUAGAAUCAUAUGCAAAUACAAAAAAACGUUGGAAGAUGUUCUAUUUGUUUAGUUGAUAUUAACAAAAUGAAUUAAACUCUGCAGUAAUAACAAUUGUCAUAAGAAUCUUUGGCAAAUCAAAGUCAGAUAUAAGAAAAUUAAAGCAUGAUUAAUAAUAAUUUAUAAUGA